Messenger RNA from Capronia epimyces CBS 606.96, 777 nucleotides. RefSeq lists its product as uncharacterized. The coding region runs from base 1 to 777 and encodes 258 amino acids. The record is from RefSeq and is a predicted model, not a curated record. Lineage: Eukaryota; Fungi; Ascomycota; Eurotiomycetes; Chaetothyriales; Herpotrichiellaceae. The transcript has 3 exons.
AUGCCUUGGCUGCCAUGGCUCCAAGACUGCCCCGAAUAUGAUCAUGAAGUUGGGCUCGUCGACCUGAGCAUGUUUAUUCACAUGUGCAAAUUCCGUCACCUGCAGUCCAAGAUAACGUGCGCUUCAGCACAGCUCAAACCCGAAGAUUCCAAGCCAUUCAUCACAUCCAUGCUGGUUGAGAUUAAGGAUUGGGAAAGACAGUCGGAAGCUUUUGUCAGGGGAAAAGACGACGAAGAAGGGUAUUUCAGCUCAUUGUGGUUACGACGUGGCUGUGCUGUACUUGAAGUCCAACUGUAUAGCAUGUACGGCAUCGUCACCGCCACCGCCACCGCCGCGGAAAUGGUCGUAAGCCUCUUCAAUGCCUGUUGUGCCACCUGCCAUGCCUUUCGCAAGGUUCAGAAGAGUCAUCAGCUGGCUCCGCAGUGGAUUGAUACCAUUUUCGAGUUUCAAGCCGGUGUCACUCUCCUAUAUUUGAUUUGGAGCAAGAAUAUUGCUAGUCAAGACUGGCAGGCUGCUGAGCGCGCAGUGCGCGAUUGUCGGUCGACUCUCGUCAUUCUGGCCACAGUGGCGCCCGUGGUCGAAAGCUUCAUCAACUGUAUCGAUGCUUUGGUGACGAUGGUUUUUAACGAGACUCAAAACGUGCCUGACACGGCCGAGAGGAAGGCAGGGUCGGAGCAGGAGUUACAAGAAGCCAUGCAAAAGGCCAUCGAUGCCGGAGUCGCUCCUCACAUUCGCGACAUGCUACAUGAAAUGUCUAAGGGACGAGAGAUUAUAUAA